Messenger RNA from Drosophila suzukii, 1738 nucleotides. Lineage: Eukaryota; Metazoa; Arthropoda; Insecta; Diptera; Drosophilidae. The record is from RefSeq and is a predicted model, not a curated record.
UUUCAACAAAAAGCUUUUACUUUCGUUAUUUGAUUUUUUGUUUCUUGUCUUUUUUCUCCAGAAGUAGCGGUCGGAGGGUAUAUUUAGAGCUUCAAACGUACAAAUUGGCACAUAAAUGUUAUACAUGACUUUAAAUUUAUUUUUAUGUGAACGCUAAAAAUUGGUCUUGAGAAGCUUUUACCUAUAAAGCACCCGGAUUUUUAAUUCAAUUUGUUGUUCAACAAAAAAUUUGAAAAGAAAAAGGCGGCAAAUCAAAUAUGCAACAAGUUUGUUUUCAUUGAGAAUGAGCACCAAAGCUUUCUCUCUUUGUUUUUCUUUUUCGCUUUCGGAAAAUGAUGUAACAAAACAUCUAGCUUUCAAAGGACUAGCUAUUUUCAUGUUUUUUUUUCAGUUUGAUUAUGGCUCUAGUCAGGUCCUGAAUAAUUUUAAUGUUUGCGUAUAGUAAAAAUAGAAAACUUUAGUUUUUUUAAGUGACAUUAUACAAAAACUUUUAGUAACAAAAAUUCUAAGUUCAAAAUGCCUUCGAAAUGCUUUUUUGAGUUUGAUCGCCUUGAUCUAAUUUUUUUUAGUGGAGAAACGAUCAACGGGAGGGUCACUCUAACAACAACGUCUGAAAAAUCUGUAAACGUGAUUUACGUACUCUUCGAGGGCGAGGCAAAGGUUCACUGGGGAGAAAGCAGGACUAUGACCGUAAAUGGGCAGACGCAGCAGUACACGCAGCAUUUCCGGGGGAAACAGACGUACGUAAAGAUCAGCUACGAAAUCUCUCUGGUAGUUGACCGCCAUUGGCGUUUUAACAACGUCUUUAAAAAGUCGCUGACGGUACUGCAAACCUACAACCUCAACAUGAGUCCUGAAUUGUUGGUUCCAUUGAUGCGUGAGGACAUCAAGCACUUCUGCUGCUGGCCCUGCAGAUCGGGUCCGGUUCUUUCGACCCUGACAAUACCCUUCGGCGGCUACGCACCUGGCCAGAAGAUUCACUUCACCCUGGAAAUCGACAACCAAUCGAGUGGCUAUGAUCUAGAAGGCAUCGAAGUGAAGCUUAAGCAGAUCUACACGUUUCAGGCUCAAACCCCGCGGCACAAAACGCGGGAGAAAGAGCACAGCCUGAGUCAAAGCUGUCAGGAGGAACGGGUGUUGCGACUUUCAAAAAGGAUAAUCAAUUAUACCCUGGCCAUUCCAUCGGUACCACCAUCCACCCGCACGGAAGGUCACAUCAUAUUAGUGAGCUAUCGGGUGAUAGUGUCGCUAAAAAUGGGCCACUGCAACGUGGACUCGGACUUCGAGGUGCCGAUUGUCAUUGGCACUAUUCCAUUGGUCCAGAGCGCAGAGAACCCAUCCCGGGCUGCAGAGUGGAUACCCGAAACACCGAAUACUCCGGCCGGAGCUGCCGCUGAUCUGCCUCCCAGCUACGAUAAGUGCAAACCACCGACUUUCGAAGAGGCCACCAACUUCGGGGAGAGGUUUAUCGACAUCGAUGCGGACAAGCACAAUCGCACGGAUGAUUUCAUACCGCGUUAUCCGAUGUACACAAACUUUGCUUUGCCAUCAGCACCCCCACUUCCUGCCGAAGAAUCAAUUACUUAUCCUCAACAACAUGUUCCAUUGAAUGGUGGGAGCUCCACUGAUCGGUUUACACAGUCCUACUGCUAAAAUUCUCACUCAUAAAUCUCCAUUACUUGUUUAAUGUCUACACAAAUAUAAGUAAGCGAAAUCACUGCUGGUAAUGAAAUAUAUA